CCUGCCUUCUUCCACCCUGAUGGUAGUGACAGAAAUAUACGCCAGGGUCCAGUAAAUAGCAAUCAGUGCUAGAAAUCGCGUUUGAAUAACCUAUCAAGCUAUCUUUCCAAAAUCCGAUCUAUUUCCGGGGAGCGUGCCCCGAAUAUCGAUAUAUAUUCAUCGGUCCGUGGCCUCGUCGAACACUUUCCUUCAUGGCAUCGGUCCCCCACAUACACGAUGAGCUUGCUGCCAAUCCCGAACGUGUCGUUGUAGACACCAAAUACGGUAGUGUGACCGGUGGUCGAGCGAAGAAUGGGACAGCCACGUUCUUAGAGGUGCCCUAUGCGCUACCACCUGGACGAUUCAUGGAUCCGGAACCACUUCCAUUGGACUACAAGUACGAGAAGAAGGAGUACAUCACGGAGGAUACCUGGGCAUUUCAGCCAAGAAGAGACGGCCAAGCGGCCGCCGGGAGUUACCAUGUCGAUCAAGUGGGCUACGGAAAACCCUCCGAGAAUCCUCUCUUCGUGAACAUCUUCGUUCCGUCGUCUUUCCCGUCUCAGAAAGGAUUCCCAGUCAAGGUAUACUUGCAUGGAGGGUUCCUGCAAUACAGUUCUCCACAUCGUAUAACGUAUCAAAACCAAUUCGUGGCUGCAGACCGUUCGGAGGUGUGGGUAAACGUCGGUUACCGCCUCUCCGCCUUUGGAUUCCUGGCGUGUGAUGAGCCCUUGGUGAAGGGAAAUUUUGGUUUCAAAGACCAGUGGGUCGCGCUAGAGUGGGUGAGGGACAAUAUCAGCGUUUUUGGAGGAAACCCGGAAGACGUCCAGCUCGUCGGAUUAUCGGGAGGCGCCCAUGCCGUUCAUCAGAAUCUACAUCACGUUUCCCAUCUUCCCGAGGGCGCCCAGUCCCCAUUCCAAUCUGCUCAUCUAAUGUCAAAUGCCAUGGUUCUGACCCCAAAGACGCGAGCAGAAAUGCGCCCUCAAUUCCAAGCCUUCUGCCGUGCCCUACACCUUGACCCCACCUCAUCUACCAUCCUCGACGACCUUCGCGCAGUUCCUGCCGAAACAAUAUGUCGCACCAUCGAAAGCAAAGCAGCCGGGCCAAACAAUAGCACCUUCCGCGGAUGUGUGGACGACGACUGGCUAACCUCAACAACCGAUACGAUGACAUGGCAGCGCUCAGGAGCCUUCGCCAAGGCGCUCAAGGACAAAGGCGUCCGUAGUGUUAUCCUCGGAGACCUAACAGACGAGUGGUACUUCUACUCCACCUCGUCCGUCAUCGAGAAACCAGCAGACAUCGUUCCCAAUCUGGAGAGGUAUUACCAGGACGAUAUCGCGGAGAAGAUUAUGGGCCAGUACGAGAUACUGGGAGAUGAUGCCACCCCAGAGGAGUGCGCGAGGAUGUUUGGAAGGAUGACUUCUGAUUAUCAGGUGCACUUGCCGGUGAGGAUACUCGCGAGGGAUUUGCACGAUGCAGACUUCCCUGUGCUGAGAUACGAGAUUCGAUGGACGCCAGAGCAGAAUAGGACGAACGGAUACGUUACACAUGGUACGGACACGUAUCUGUGGCAUCUUCGCCUCCCGUCACUGGAACCUUCUCAAGCGGAGAUUGCCAAAGCAUGGAUUAGACGCGUUGAUGAUGAGAGGGUAGCCGUUGAGCGCGCGGAUAAACCCGCAAGAGCGAAUAAUGAGGUAUUUGCUCUAUGUGAAGAUAAGUCUAUCAAAUGGGUGGAGGACGGUAAGUGGAACGAGAAGAUGAGGCUUCUUGUUACGCUCCCGGGAGAGGUAUAG
Molecule: messenger RNA, 1769 nt
Organism: Guyanagaster necrorhizus
Lineage: Eukaryota; Fungi; Basidiomycota; Agaricomycetes; Agaricales; Physalacriaceae
Product: alpha/beta-hydrolase
Exons: 9
Coding region: 192-1769 (525 amino acids)
Source: RefSeq, a predicted model, not a curated record